UCAGAGGCGUGCAGAGAUGGCGAGCCUCCUUUUCACAGACUUAUUAUAGAGACUCCAAGACUGUAUCUCACUUCCGGGUUCGUCGCUAGGCUCCGCCUUCGCCGGAUGUCCUCCUCAGGAAGCUGCGGCCGGGGUUUGCGAUGGCCAGGCGGAUCCUUUAUCCCAUAUACCAGUAUGGAAAUCCUCAACUGCGGGUUUUUCGGACAGAUUACUUCUUAACGUUGGUGAGGCCUGGUAUUCCACAACCAGAAGAUACUGUGCAAUUCCGCAUUCCCAUGGAGAUGACCAGAGUGGAACUGAAGGAUUACCUUGAAAGUAUAUAUAGUAUCCCUGUGGCAGCUAUAAGAACCAGGAUACAGCAUGGUUCAAACAAGCGGAGAGACCACAAAAAUAGACCAAUCAAGAAGCCAGACUACAAAGUUGCCUAUGUACAACUGGCUGGGGGACAGACCUUUCAGUUUCCAGACUUGUUUCCAGAAACAGAAGAAACCAUUGAACCUGGGUCUUUUGAAGACAUCCAGAAGAAAUUUAUGGAAGAUGAGAAGCAAAGGCAGAAAGAUGAUCCGAGACAAGGGGGAAUUUCUCGCUGGUUUGGACUUUGAUGGAAUAAACAUGCUGUUUCGUUUUAGGUAGCUUUGAGAAAUUUUAAUCAUUACAUCUAAGAUGGGUGCACAUUUUGCAGUAUAUUCCAUCCCGUUUUCAAAAGCCAAUUAAAAAUACCUUGGGUUGUUGUAUGUCUUUCAGGCUGUGUGGCCUUGUUGGUAGCAAAUACCUUGUUGUUAGCAAGGAAGUUUGAAAUCAUAAAAAGGGGUAAAUCAGUACUAGUACUUUAAAUUUUCAGAUCAUCAUGUUUUCAUAUGUGAAACAGAACUUGUCCUCUUGUAUCCAUAUAAGGGGUAUACUAUCCAGAUCAUCUUUUUUGUCUCUUCCAGCUUUGGAUAGGUUGAUGAAAUUCCAUUCACAGGCAAAAUAAAAUGAGUCUGAUGUUUACUAUUGUGGGGGCACUAUAACAAUCAAAUUGGCAGGUUACCUCUCAUUUGUUAGAGUGACUAAAGUUGUUGUUUCACAGUCUUUCUGGAAAAACACGGUUAUCCAUUUAGAAGGAUAAUGGUGCUUUGUUUGAGAAAGAAGUUGCAUGUCUUUGUAGUCUGAAAGAGAUAUCUGAAGCUUCAAAACAUGUCAAUGUACCAGUGGAACCUACACCAAUAAAAGACCCUAGCCUUCCCUA
Molecule: messenger RNA, 1228 nt
Organism: Anolis carolinensis (green anole)
Lineage: Eukaryota; Metazoa; Chordata; Lepidosauria; Squamata; Anolidae
Gene: mrpl23
Product: mitochondrial ribosomal protein L23
Exons: 5
Coding region: 141-602 (153 amino acids)
Biological process (GO): mitochondrial translation
Cellular component (GO): mitochondrial large ribosomal subunit; ribosome
Molecular function (GO): structural constituent of ribosome
Source: RefSeq, a predicted model, not a curated record